CUUUAGUAUACCUGUGCUACCCAACAACCUUCGUCCUCUCUUUCCACCACUUCCCCUAGUCCCUAGUCUUCAAAUCUCCCAAGCCUCACGAAAAACAUCCCACCAGCCCCCAAAAAGACCUCAACCAAGCCAAAAACCACCCGAAGCCCCACCCCCAAAAUGACCAAAACACCCAAAGAAAACCCAACAAGCAGCCCCCUCCCAAACUACACCCGCCACAUAACCACCCACUCCGACCAAAAACUCGCAACAAUCCACUCCACCACCCAGGGAGCCUGGACCCCCGUCGAAGACGACACCUUCGCCUUCAGCGUCGCCUACACCACCUCGCGCUUUCCGGUGACCCUCACCGCCGACGCCGACCUCCACGCCCACGAAGACCUCCUGGCGAGCAACACCUUGGGACUGGUCAACCCCGGCGGCACCGUGUGCCGGGUAGUGGACUUCGCUCCCGGCAAGCCGCCGCUGAUGCACCGCACGCGCAGCCUGGAUUACGGGAUCGUGCUGGAGGGGGAGAUCGAGAUGGUGCUGGACUCCGGGGAGACAAGGCACCUCAGGCGGGGCGAUAUUGCCGUGCAGCGGGGCACGAUGCAUGCGUGGCGGAAUCCCCAGCCGGCGGGGUGGACGAGGAUGGUCUUUGUGCUGCAGGAUUGUGAGGCGGUCGAGGUGGGCGGGGUGGUGCUGGGGGAGGAUUUAGGGGGGCGCGGGGGAGAUUUUGCCUUCGGGGGGGAAGAAGGAUUGUUGAUGGGGAUGGGGCUGAGAGGUAGGGGUUGAGGAUGGAGGUUGGAGGAAGCGAAAGAGGGGAGGAGGAUCCUUAUUGUUUAUGUCUGGUGGAUGGUCGCGGCCAUUCUCCUAAUGCGAAGUCUUUUACUAUCAUUACCACAAUGCUACAUUUCUUGCUAGUGGAG
This is a messenger RNA of Aspergillus aculeatus ATCC 16872, 908 nucleotides long. Its product is annotated as cupin domain-containing protein. The coding region runs from base 160 to 774 and encodes 204 amino acids. The record is from RefSeq and is a predicted model, not a curated record. The transcript has a single exon. Lineage: Eukaryota; Fungi; Ascomycota; Eurotiomycetes; Eurotiales; Aspergillaceae.